This is a messenger RNA of Colossoma macropomum (tambaqui), 2966 nucleotides long. It is a transcript of the gene mark4a, whose product is annotated as MAP/microtubule affinity-regulating kinase 4a. The coding region runs from base 169 to 2556 and encodes 795 amino acids. Gene Ontology annotation, biological process: microtubule cytoskeleton organization; protein phosphorylation; intracellular signal transduction. Gene Ontology annotation, molecular function: tau-protein kinase activity; ATP binding; protein serine/threonine kinase activity. NCBI's taxonomy places the organism in Eukaryota, Metazoa, Chordata, Actinopteri, Characiformes, Serrasalmidae. The record is from RefSeq and is a predicted model, not a curated record. The transcript is spliced from 18 exons. Gene Ontology annotation, cellular component: cytoplasm.
GCAGCACCACCACGGCCCUCCGUCUGACGCUGUGCGCGCGAGGAGGAGAUUAACCGUGCAGAAGACGGAGGAGAAAAACAAGAACAUCUCUCUCGUUAUUCGUUUGGAAUCUCAGGGAAAACAAUAAUAAUAAUAUUAAUAACAGUAAUAAUAAUAAUAAAUAAAAAAAUGUCCUCGCGGUCUGCUUUGCCGUCUGCCACUGACCGGAGCUCGGAUCACCAUGCGUCUCUGGCGGCGAGUCGUUCGGACAAGGGCACGAGCGUGUCGAGCCGCUCCCUCGGCGCACGCUGCCGGAACUCCAUGGCUUCCUGCUCGGACGAUCAGCCGCACAUCGGCAACUACCGGUUCCUCAAGACCAUCGGCAAGGGCAACUUCGCCAAAGUUAAACUGGCCCGCCACAUCCUCACCGGCCGAGAGGUUGCAAUAAAGAUCAUCGACAAAACUCAGCUGAAUCCAACCAGCCUGCAAAAGCUGUUUCGGGAGGUGCGGAUCAUGAAGGCUCUUCAUCACCCCAACAUAGUGCAACUGUUUGAGGUGAUUGAGACGGAGAAGACCCUUUACCUAGUCAUGGAGUACGCUAGCGGAGGUGAGGUGUUUGACUACCUGGUGUCUCACGGGAGGAUGAAGGAGAUUGAAGCGAGAGCCAAAUUCAGACAGAUCGUCUCUGCUGUUCAUUACUGUCACCAGAAGAACAUAGUCCACAGGGACCUGAAGGCGGAGAACUUGUUGCUGGACGCUGAUUCGAACAUUAAGAUAGCAGACUUUGGUUUCAGUAACGAGUUCACGUUGGGUAAUAAACUGGACACGUUCUGUGGAAGCCCCCCGUACGCGGCCCCUGAGCUUUUUCAGGGGAAGAAGUAUGACGGGCCAGAGGUGGACAUCUGGAGCCUAGGGGUCAUCCUCUACACGCUGGUCAGCGGCUCGCUGCCCUUCGAUGGACAGAAUCUAAAGGAGCUGCGUGAGCGUGUGCUGAGGGGGAAAUAUCGAGUGCCCUUCUACAUGUCCACUGACUGUGAGGGAAUCCUGCGCAGGUUUCUGGUGCUCAACCCAAGCAAGCGCUGCACUUUGGAGCAAGUGAUGAAGGAUAAAUGGAUAAAUGCAGGGUACGAGGGUGACGAGCUGAAGCCUCAUGUGGAACCAGCUGAGGACUUCAGUGACCCCAGUCGCAUUGAGGUGAUGGUUGGGAUGGGUUUCACUACAGAGGAGAUUAAGGACUCGUUACUCAGUCACAAAUAUGACGAAGUCACUGCUACUUACCUUCUGCUGGGCCUGAAGACUCAGGACGGCACAGAAUCACGUGUGAGUGGCAGCAUGACGUUGCCGAGAGUGAGGCCGAGCCCCAUCACCAACGGAACGAACAAGCACUCCACAGGCGGCGCCGCCGCCUCUUCAUCAUCAUCCUCCUCUUCCUCUCACAGCAAGACCCAGCGCAGCGCCUCCACUUACCACCGCCAGCGACGGCACAGCGACUUCUGUGGUCCAAGCAUGCCGGUGAUGCACCCUAAGCGUAGCCCGACGAGUGGGGGAGAUCGUGAGCUGCGCGAGAGCCGGAUGCCGCCUCGUAAGGCUAGUUGCAGUGUGAUGGGCAGCCGCAGCCUGCCUCCGUCCAGCCCAAUGGUCAGCAGUGCCAACAACCCCAACAAGGCAGAAAUCCCAGAACGCCGCAAGGACAUGACAGCUACUACUAAUAACAUCCCUGGCAGUGCGAUGACUCGUAGGAACACGUACGUAUGUACGGAUCGGCCCAGCACUGACCGGCACUCCCUACUGCAGAACGGGAAGGAGAACAGCUCUCUCUCCCACCGUCUCCCCCCCACCUCUCCCUCCACUCUCAGUAUUGCGGGUGCUGGAGCGUCCUCCUCCUCCUCCUCAGGCGAGCGCUGCAGGCUGACUCGCGGCUCCACCAUCCGCAGCACCUUCCACGGCGGUCAGCUGCGGGAGCGAGUGCCCGCCGCUUACGGACCGCCGCCCACCUCGCCCACGCUGGGCCACGAACCGGCCGCCCUCCCGCCGCACACGCGCUCCAGAGCCACGUCGAACCUGUUCACUAAACUCACCUCCAAACUCACCCGCAGGGUCAAUCUCGACCCCUCUAAGAGGCAGGGUUCUAAUAAGUCAGUUUCGGGUUGCACUCUUCCGCAGGGAUCCAAAACAGUUAGUAAGGUCACAAAUGAACCUGAGAGAGUCGGCCGACCUUCGCUCUCAGGUGGCCAUCUAUCUGGGGAUCAGAAAGAGGCCGAGCCCUGGCCCGGGGGAGGGGGGUGGUGGGGGGAUGUGAGGCUCCGCCCCUCCAGGCCCCCCCGCCCCCCCGCUCAGGUGGUGCUGGCCGUGCGCGAGGCGGCGCGGGGGUGUGGCUGCCAGGUGAGCCACGCCGGGCCCUUCCUGCUGCGCUGCAGCCACGAGGCGUCGGGGUCGAAGGUCGCCUUCCAGGCCGAGGUGUGUCAGCUGACCCUGGGCUCGGCCGAGACCAACGGCGUGCGCUACACGCGCCUGUGGGGGGCGCCGCUCGCUUUCAGACACAUCGCCUCGCAAAUCUCCAGAGAGGUGGAGCUUUGAGGGGAGGGGCCUAGCUUGGAGCGGGACACGCCCCCUCUUUCUCUCUGUUGUCAUGACAAACAGACUUGGCCCCACCCACCUCUUGUUGCGUAGACUGCUCCCUUCUCCAGCUGAUACACACAGACACACUAGGGCUGCACAAUAUGGACGAAAAGAAAACCAUAUUGCAGUUAUAUUGCCACGUUAUGCAGUGGCGAUACGUCAUACACUGCAAACCCUUGACCACUAAAGGAUGACCUUUAUUAAUUUAGACUAAAAUAAUCCUUUUAGACUAAAACGGACAUCUGUGAUUGGCAGUAAAACACAGUAAAAAAGUAGCGAUAGUCUCAUUCGCAUAUCAUUGCUUUCUACGGUAUCAGUAUUGCAAAGGCCGAUAUCACGAUAACGAUUAGCAAAUAUAUUGCGCAGCC